Brassica oleracea var. oleracea is the source of this 825-nucleotide messenger RNA. RefSeq names its product two-component response regulator-like PRR1. Gene Ontology annotation, biological process: regulation of flower development. Gene Ontology annotation, molecular function: protein binding. The transcript is spliced from 4 exons. The coding region runs from base 12 to 746 and encodes 244 amino acids. Gene Ontology annotation, cellular component: nucleus. The record is from RefSeq and is a predicted model, not a curated record. Lineage: Eukaryota; Viridiplantae; Streptophyta; Magnoliopsida; Brassicales; Brassicaceae.
UUGUUUCUCUCAUGGCAUCAUCUCUUCCUCAGUUCUACGCCGAUUUCACAUUUUCCGGCAACACUUCUUCACAGUUUCACGGCUCUUCUUCAUGUCCUGACGUCUCAGCUCUAUCCAAUUACUAUGACGACGGUUACCUCCCCUUCAACGCAUCUUCUAUCCGAGAAUCCACAUUUUAUCCCCAAGUUUUUGGAACUUCUGACGCUCCUAUGCAGGAGUACAACUAUUAUUACCAGAAAAUGGGUGUGAACAAUGCCACACAAUAUUUUCAUGGUGGUGAUCAAGAAUACUACGGCUUUUCACCAGAGAUCAAGCCCUUUGGAGAGCAAUCUUGGGGAUCUAGUGAAGGAGGCAUACAAGCUGAGCAGACCACAAAAGUGGGACGCUAUUCGGUUGAAGAACGUAAAGAGAGAAUCAUGAGGUACUUGAAAAAGAAGAACCAACGCAACUUCAAUAAGACCAUCAAGUAUGUAUGCCGUAAAACCCUAGCUGACCGGCGUGUUCGUGUUCGAGGACGAUUUGCUAGAAACAAUGACACAUGUGAACAACAAUCUCACAUGUCUAAAACUCACAACAACAAUUCUGAAAAAGAAGAAGAUAUAUUUUCUGGAUCCGACGACUAUCUAAUCCAGCAGAUGGAAAACGAUGAUGGAUGGCUUAACGAAGCAAUGUCUAAUAUGAUUUCUUUUCCUUGUGAAUUGGACGCUCCUGGAGAUGAUCAUAAUCCAAGCACAUGGAGCUUCUGAUCCUACUAUCAUUUACCUACUUCCAAAUCAAUUAAUUAAUGUCGCUAGUUAUAAAAUUUGAUCGAUUAGUUUAGUUUAA